Aethina tumida (small hive beetle) is the source of this 894-nucleotide messenger RNA. RefSeq names its product peptidyl-prolyl cis-trans isomerase FKBP8-like. The coding region runs from base 1 to 894 and encodes 297 amino acids. Gene Ontology annotation, molecular function: peptidyl-prolyl cis-trans isomerase activity; protein binding. The transcript has a single exon. Lineage: Eukaryota; Metazoa; Arthropoda; Insecta; Coleoptera; Nitidulidae. The record is from RefSeq and is a predicted model, not a curated record.
AUGCCGAUUGCAUUUAGAAAUUGCAACACCGACGACGACGGAUGGACAGAUCUGCUGGGAUGCGGAAGACUAAUGAAAAGAAUCUUAAUAGGAGGUCAACCCGAUACCAAACCGCUGGCACUGCAAUUGUGCACCAUAAACUACUCGAUCAGUUUGGAACCCGAGACUGAACUAAAUAGAGCAAUAGAUCAAACGAUAACGCUGGGCGAUUGCGACAUCCUCCACGGUAUCGACAUUGCCAUCACCUCCAUGAAUCUGCACGAACGAUCUUUGUUCAUAAUCGACCCCGGACUUGCUUACGGUCCCGAAGGAGUUAACGAAAUCGUGCCCAAAAAUGCCACGAUCAUAUGCGUAAUCGAAUUAACCAGGCUGAUGCCGAAACUAAAUCUGGAUAAUUUGCCUUUUUGGAAAUUGAAAAAUAUUUGCGAUAAGAAAAAGAAGCAUGGUAAGUGGUGGAUGCGACGAGGUCAAUACAAUGUCGCCAUACACUGCUAUAGGCGUGCAUUGAGUUACUCACAUAGUUUCGUGGGGAAUUAUUUACAAAAAUACGAAACCAAGAUCUAUUAUCACAUAGCUGACGCUCAGAUGCAACUUCAGUCGUACGAAGAUGCUUUGAUUUCAAUAGAUCUUGCCUUGACCCGGAAGCCACACUACGUUGAAGGUUUGUUGAAAAAGGCGCAGAUUCAGAGACGUAUGGGUGAUUUAAAGGCUGCCUUGAGGUGCUUGGAGAGUGCCAAGGAGUUGGAGCCAGACUUGGAACCAGUACUAAAGGAGUUGAAUGAUGUGAAACGACUGAUCAAGAUAAAAGGAAUCAAAUACAGUGUAAUUGAAAUUUUAAUAGUAGGAACUGCAAUAGUUUUUUAUCAAUUAGGUCUGAUUCCUUUCUUGUGUUAA